GCAGUGGCCGCCGACCACCGAGCGCCCCGCGCCGCUCCCUGCAUGUGCGGCCCGCGGCGGCUCGCAGCCCCUGGCAGCAGCCUCGGCAGCUUCGGCCGCGCCUCAAGAGGCGGCUGCAGUGGCUCCAGCGGUGGCCGAGCGGCCGAGUCCGGGCUGGGAGACACGAUGCGCCGCGUCCUCCGGCUGUUCCUUGGCUGCUUCCUCACCGAGCUGUGCGCCCGCGUGUGCCGGGCGCAGGAGCGAGCGGGACACGGGCAGCUGGCGCAGCUGGGCGGCGUGGUGGUGCUGACGGGGGGCAACCGCUCCGGGGCCGCCUCCGGAGAGGCGGGCGAGGGCGUGGGGGUCUCGGACGCGCCCCCGACCCGGGCGCCCACGCCGGACUUCUGCCGGGGCUACUUCGAUGUCAUGGGCCAGUGGGACCCGCCGUUCAACUGCAGCUCGGGCGACUUCAUCUUCUGCUGCGGGACUUGUGGCUUCCGGUUCUGCUGCACGUUUAAGAAGCGGCGACUGAACCAGAGCACCUGCACCAACUACGACACUCCUCUGUGGCUCAACACUGGCAAGCCCCCAGCGCGCAAGGACGACCCCCUGCACGACCCCACCAAGGACAAGACCAACUUGAUCGUUUACAUUAUCUGCGGGGUGGUGGCCGUCAUGGUUCUCGUUGGCAUCUUCACUAAGCUGGGGCUGGAGAAAGCGCACCGGCCCCAAAGGGAGCACAUGUCCAGGGCCCUUGCAGACGUCAUGAGGCCCCAGGGCCACUGCAACACAGACCACAUGGAGAGAGACCUCAACAUCGUCGUCCACGUGCAGCAUUAUGAGAACAUGGAUACCAGAACCCCCGUAAACAACCUUCACACCACCCAGAUGAACAACGCAAUGCCCACCUCGCCUCUGCUGCAGCAGAUGGGCCACCCACACUCGUACCCCAACCUGGGCCAGAUUUGCAACCCGUACGAACAGCAGCCGCCGGGCAAAGAGCUCAACAAGUACGCGUCCUUGAAGGCGGUCGGAAGUUCUGGUAGUGACUGGGCAGUGGCGACACUUAAGUCACCGAAAGCCGACAAGGUCAAUGAUGACUUCUACUCCAAACGCCGGCACCUGGCCGAGCUGGCCGCAAAGGGGAGCCUACCCCUACACCCCGUAAGAGCGGAGGAGGAGCCGCGGGCCCUCAGCCCAGAGCAGGGCCCCGCCAAGCAGAACGGACAGAAGUCUCGCACCAACAAGAUGCCCCCACACCCCCUGGCCUACAAUUCCACCGCCAACUUCAAGGGUUGGGACCCCAACGAGCAGUCUCUCCGGCGGCAGGCUUACGGCAACAAAGGCAAGCUGGGCACGGCCGAGUCAGGCUCCAGCGACCCCUUGGGGACUCGCACCCAGCACUACCCACCCCCACAGCCGUACUUCAUCACCAACAGCAAAACAGAAGUGACUGUCUGAGCUUUUGCUUCAGAGCGUCCUGGAGACCACACUCAACUGAGAGGCAAAAAAACAUCCCCGCCCGCCCCCUCCCUGGUCCACCCCCGACAGCCACCCACUCACUCACCCUCCAUACCAACCAACCAGAAACCUGCUGGGGACAUGGAAUCACGCGUUUCCUGGGUCAUGCCUAACACGUGUCGGUGGGCGGCUGAGCAGGACCGAAGCAUGGACGUCCAGCAAUACAGCAGAGGGAAACUGAGGCACGCUCUUUCGACUUCAGGCCCAAGGUGGCCGGCUCACAUGCCCAAACCAUGGGGCUAAUUUUUCUUUUCCUCUGAACUUGAAACUGAAAAAUCCAUGAUGAAAAAUAACAGUAGCACAAUUUAGAGAAAUUGUCCAUUUGAGCACAUAUACCACUUGCCACGUGCUGUCUGUUUCUGGGUGAGCGAGCCCAGGUAGAAGGGGGCAGAGAAUGAGGUGGGCACUGGAGAAGAGUGUGUUUGAGAAGCGGCGUCGUUUGGGAGGCAACUGUGCACAUGAUAAGCCUUUUCUAAGCCGGAGGAGUGGUGACCCGGAUACACACUUUUGACGAGUGUGAGACAGUAAUGAACCCCAACCAUUCUAUUUACAGUCCUUUUCAUAUCAGCAAUGUGGGAAGCAAAAAACAACAUUCACUCAAACUCAGAAAAAAAUAAAUGACUCUGAACCCACCGACACUGAUUGGGAAGAACGUUUGAGAACACCCCUCAGGAUUGUGCACAUGGAGACAGGGGGAAUAGGCUUCUGUGGCGGGGAGAGGGUCCAGAGAGUAUUACGUAACUUUAUUUUAAGAAAAGAAAAAUGAAAUAUAAGCCCACUACAAAAGAGCCGACAACAGCAAAGUAACUCUUGCCCCAAAUUUCCGAGGCUUAGGUCUAUCAACAAUGACAUCAAGGAAAAAAAAAAAUCACAGAUGAAAAGUCUGUAAGAGGUGAGACGGGGACCCGAACCUCUGAAGUGUGGUGUGUCCCCCUCGCCGCCAAGACAAGACACAGACACACACACCAGCCCUCUGUUAACUGUCGGUCCCCUGAGUCCCUUCCUUUCAGCCCGUUACCGCCGCCGCUGCCGAACUUCAACUGCUUUGGACUGAAAAAUGUCAUAAGCGUGGGUGGUGCCUUCAGUGUGUCACUGUUUAACGACAGUCUUGUUUCCCAAGUGCAACCUGUGUUCUCUUCACCCCCCUCCGUCCUGUUUUUCUGCAGUAGUAGGUGUCUCCAUCCUCCCAUUGUUGGUGAGCCCACCCCAACACACCCUCUGAGGGGCUGCUGCAGUGUCAGGGGGACCUAAAGACUGAGACCUCCCUACCCCCCACAUUGUCAGAAAUCCAUGAGUUCUACCAUUUUCUAGCUCCCCAAACUGUCAGGCAUUUCUGCGUCCCCCAGUUCCCACGGACCCUCCAAAUGCCCUCUCCAACGUGUUCAUCUCCCACCCAGAACUCUCUGAGGAUGUUUUCAGAUGGGUUCUCCAGCCCUUGGGUGUCUGGGCAAAGGCAAUUUUCGGACUAAUUCUCUUUGUUUAGUGGAAGCCCAAGAAGGUUGCUGAGAGAGAGGAGAUUUUCACGUAAGGUGAGAUGUUUUCAACCAGUCCCUGAAGGUCUUAGCUAAUUAACAGGAGCCUGUGAGAGACCCCCUAGCAGUUUUGGUUUCAGAAGCUGCCCCUGGUCUGGUCCAUCAAGACUCAGAGCACUUCCUGGGACGCGGACCUCCAGCGUCUCCCUCACCCAUCUCCCCACUCUGACAUCGUGGAUUCAGAGGAAGCAGGUGUUCGUUCUCCUUUUCACUCCCAGCUGAUCUGGUGACUCUGACAAUGCAUCUUGGUCUCCCAUCGGAAACACGAGGAAUAGGGGCUAGAUCAAGCUUCUCAAGCUUUUUGAAAUAGCAGAACCUCUGCCCAUUAAAAAAAAAAAAAUGAAAUCAUGCACAGAAGCCCCUAUAGAAGACCCCCUUUUAUAAUGAGGCUCUGUGCUGCAUGAAGCAGGGGUGGGAGAUUUAGUGUCCACUUUCUCAGUCUUUCCCCUGAGACCCCAGCGCUCCCCCCAGAGCGGAGUAAACACCGCUGGCCUUGGAACUGAUUCAUUUUUUAACACAUUUAACUUUUAAAAGGAAAACCUUCUGCCAUCAUCACAAAUAGAAAACCAGUAUCAGUCACCCUAAGUAGAAAGUAAGUAUAAAACUAAGUACAGAGAAGUGACUGUUAAGUUCUAGCUACAUACUAUUGUCUGUGGAAGGCUCUGAACCUACAGCCUGGCUUUUGUGUUUUUUCUCUCUCUCUCUCUCUCUCUCUCUCUGUCUCUCUCUGUCUCU
Rhinolophus ferrumequinum (greater horseshoe bat) is the source of this 3767-nucleotide messenger RNA. It is a transcript of the gene SHISA9, whose product is annotated as shisa family member 9. Gene Ontology annotation, biological process: regulation of short-term neuronal synaptic plasticity; regulation of AMPA receptor activity. Gene Ontology annotation, cellular component: AMPA glutamate receptor complex; postsynaptic membrane; dendritic spine membrane. The record is from RefSeq and is a predicted model, not a curated record. The coding region runs from base 43 to 1440 and encodes 465 amino acids. Lineage: Eukaryota; Metazoa; Chordata; Mammalia; Chiroptera; Rhinolophidae. The transcript has 5 exons.